AUGAGCAGCAGCAACCACAACAAUGGAUCACAGUUUGGGGACACUACGCUGACCAAAGUGUUCGUCGGAGGUCUUGCUUGGGAGACUCCCAAAGACACGCUCAGACAACAUUUUGAAAAGUACGGCGAAAUCCUUGAAGCUGUUAUCAUUUCCGAUAAGGUUACCGGCAGAUCCAAAGGCUACGGAUUUGUAACGUUCAAGGAACCAGAGGCGGCAAAUAAGGCUUGCGAGGAACCGACUGUCAUGAUCAAUGGCCGCCGGGCAAACUGCAAUAUCGCAUCUCAUGGUGCUCGCCGUCAAAGGUCUGCUCCCGCCACUCCUCCUCUUUCUCCUCCAACACUUCCACCGCCAUACACACAAGGAACGAAGAACCGUGAGAGCCAGCAGGUUCAGUGGUAUUAUCCGGUGGGAACACCCACACCUGCACCUCCUUCUCCAUUCCAUCAUCAAGCCAUUCCUUUUUACGGGUAUACGCCGAGCAGCUACAUUGCACCGGAUCAUAUGAAUUACAAUUAUUAUAACUACAAUUACAAUUACAACUACAACCAGAAGCUGAACUAUGGAAUGGGUGGGGUGUAUGUGUACCCGACUCGGCAGGGUGUUGUUCCAGUGAUGCAUCCUUUCUACAGAACAGAAGCUAUGGGUGUCCCUGCACCUCAAAUCUUCCAUUAUGCCCCCUCCAUCACUCCUACUACUAUUACUACUACAGGUCCAGUUGGCACAGGUGAAUGCUUCAAAAGAGUAAUGGUAUGA
Lathyrus sativus (Indian pea) is the source of this 753-nucleotide messenger RNA. The record is from the annotation of a GenBank genome assembly. Lineage: Eukaryota; Viridiplantae; Streptophyta; Magnoliopsida; Fabales; Fabaceae.